This is a messenger RNA of Adineta steineri, 450 nucleotides long. The record is from the annotation of a GenBank genome assembly. Lineage: Eukaryota; Metazoa; Rotifera; Eurotatoria; Adinetida; Adinetidae.
AUGACAGCAACAACAAUCGAUUAUUUUAGUGCUAUAUAUUCUGAUGAAGAGAAUGCCACAGAUACAAUUUAUGUCUAUGAUACUUUUAUUCUUCUCUGGAUCAAAGUAUCGGAUCGUCCAUCACCAGAAUAUUCAUGUCAGGUGAGAAUCAACGACACAGAUAAAUGGCAUCCUGCAGACUUUUUAAAUGAUUCAACAACUAUUGCCAUCGCGCCAAUGAUGAAUCUUGACCCGUAUACAUCCUAUGUCUUCACAUUGAAUUGUGAUGGAGUUGUCGAAAAUUUAAAAAGAGAAUAUCGAACAGAGAUUGGUCGUCCAUCACCACCACAAAAUCUUACAGUUGAGAAGAAUUUGACUAGUGUACUUUUAACCUGGUCACCUCCUUUAAAACCUGCUGGACCUGAUUAUUAUUAUCAAUUAACGGAAUAUUUUAAUGCAGGUAAAGAUUAG